AUAAGGCGGAAGCAACGCUCGUCCCGAUGCCACACGACGGAUAUUGUUGCCUGAGCGCUAGCAACACGACGACGCAGCUUGCCGGUCGUCUCUUGAUUCUGUCACCUACGCUUCACUUCUGAGGAGAAAGAUCACGUGCUUCGAGAUGCAGAGCUCCCUGUACUGUCUUCUUCUGUUGGGCUGCGCGCUGGUCCUCAUACCCAGCCUUACUCCCAGCGUGUCGGCCAAACCCACGGACCCUGAUCAGUUGGCAGCCAUGGCGGACACCCUCAAGUAUCUGCAGGAGCUUGACCGCUACUACUCCCAGGUUGCCAGACCAAGCCCGCGCAGUGACUCUGGCCGGCAUCGGGAGCUCUCCAAGGUGGAGAAUGCUCUGAAAAUGCUGCAACUUCAAGAAUUGGAUCGCUUUUACUCUCCGCGUACCCGGCCAAGGUUCGGCAAGAGGGCAGAGCUGAGACCGGUAGCUGAACAGGACACCUCUCCUGACGAUUCCAAUGACAGAAUGUGGCGACGCUUUUCCAGCAGGAGGUGAGGUGCACAUGAAGUCAGGCGCUGAACCAGCACACCGCCAGUUACAACAAUCAUGAUCUUACUAUUUGUUAAACCUUCGUCUUAAAAAGAUUUCAGCCGUAGUUGAGUAUUUUAACGUGAAACAGCAUUAACAACGAUGUAACAACUUGUGCCCUGUAAAGUAUACAGAAGUUUGUGAUGGUGUCUGUAAAUCCAUAUAACCUGCUAGUUGUUUUCCCAGCUUUUCUUUUGUGCUCUUGGAAUUCCAUUAAUUUCUGUAGUAAAGAAAUGUUCAUCACAUAUUAUUGUACAGUAUUGUCCUGAGUAAAAUAUAAUUUUACCUAUAAAUUUUA
Cryptotermes secundus is the source of this 863-nucleotide messenger RNA. RefSeq names its product neuropeptide F. The transcript is spliced from 5 exons. The record is from RefSeq and is a predicted model, not a curated record. The coding region runs from base 146 to 532 and encodes 128 amino acids. NCBI's taxonomy places the organism in Eukaryota, Metazoa, Arthropoda, Insecta, Blattodea, Kalotermitidae.